Molecule: messenger RNA, 1755 nt
Organism: Grosmannia clavigera kw1407
Lineage: Eukaryota; Fungi; Ascomycota; Sordariomycetes; Ophiostomatales; Ophiostomataceae
Product: high affinity methionine permease
Exons: 10
Coding region: 1-1755 (584 amino acids)
Biological process (GO): amino acid transmembrane transport
Cellular component (GO): membrane
Molecular function (GO): L-amino acid transmembrane transporter activity
Source: RefSeq, a predicted model, not a curated record
AUGGGGUCAUUGAAGAAUUUUUUCAGUGUCGGUGUUGGCGGAGAACUUGGGGCUACAGUACCUGAGAGCUCGGAAAAUGUGUCUGAUGGAAGCCUGAAGUAUGUUGGUGAGAAGGGUGGCAACGAUGCCCCGUUGACAUACCAAGAGGCAUCCGGCGCCCCUAUUGAGCACAACUCACCUCUGGGCUAUUCUGUCGGCCCAGUCACUAUUGUACUCAUCAACGUCACUAUGAUGAUUGGCACCGGCAUCUACUCUACGCCAUCUUCCAUUCUUUCGGGCACCGGCUCCGUCGGACUAGCUUUGAUCUACUGGACUCUCGGCUAUCUGAUAUCUCUUGCAUCGGGCGCCGUCUAUCUCGAAUUCACGGCAUACUUUCCGAGCCGGUCCGGAUCCGAGGUCGUCUUUCUUGAGCAGGCCUACCCACGACCAAUGUGGUUCUUUCCCACGACUUUUGCUGUCCAGAGCGUUCUUCUGUCCUUUGGAAGUGCCAAUGCAGUCGUCCUGGCCAAGUACCUGUUUGCCAUUUCUGGCCACGCCGGUUCCAAUUGGCAUGUCAAAGGUGUGGCUAUUGCUGGAUACACCAUUGCCGUUUUGUCCUUGGUCUUUAACACAAAAUACGCGUUUCGCGUUUCCAAUCUCAUCGGCAUCGUCAAGAUCUCAACGCUUCUGUUCAUUAUCAUCACUGGCUUUGUCGUCCUCGGUGGUAACACAUCGGUCAAAGACCCCAAAGCCAAUUUCCGCGACGCAUUCAAAGGCACCGGAUCGGCGGGUGCAUAUGGUGCCACGACGUCACUUUACCGCAUUAUUUUCUCCUACGGCGGAUACAAUAAUGCAUUCAAUCUUGCUAAUGAAGUAAAGAACCCUGUAAAGAAGUUAAAGGUCUAUGCGACUGCUGCUCUAACCAUUGUGUACAUCCUGUAUAUGUUGGCCAAUGUGGCAUGGCUUUCUGCCAUUCCCAAAGAAGAGCUGCAGACAUCCGGCCUCACAGCUGCCAGCCUCUUCUUCACAAAGGUUUUCGGAAACAGCGGCCACGUCCGAGGACUGAACUUUCUGAUAGCCCUGAGUGCAUUCGGAAACAUCAUGGCCGUCAUUAUCGGCUUGUCCCGCAAAAUCAGAGAGUCUGGACGACAGGGCGUUCUACCAUGGACCAGCUUCUGGGUAGGGACCAAGCCCUUUGGAACACCCAUUGGUCCCUACUUUGUUGUAUGGGGCUUGACCAUGUUGAUUAUUUUGGCCAUCCCCUCGGGAGAUGCUUUCAACUUCGUGAACGAUCUGAGCACCAUUCCCAGCGCCGCCUUCAACUUGGCCAUGGCAGUCGGUGUUUUUGUCGUGCGAUGGCGCCGCAAACGUGCUAAUCUUCCUGAGCCCGAGUUCAAGGCCUACAACUUCGUCGUAAUUUUCAACAUCCUCGUUCAACUAUACCAGCUCAUCAUGCCUUGGUAUCCCCCCUCAGGCGGCAUCAACGAUGGCGACGUCAGCUUCUUCUAUGCAACCUAUGCAGUGACUGGAGUUGGAAUCCUGAUCGCAUGUGGAUCUUACUACUACUUCUGGGUCAAUCUGCUACCGAGAUGGAGGGGCUACAAGCUACGCCAGGAGAUUGUCACGUUCGACGAUGGUGCACGGAGCCAUCGGAUCACCAAAGUUCCGGUCAGCGAGGCUGAGCAAUGGGAUGCGGAUCAUGAUGCUACCGGGCGUCUGCGCAAUACGUACGUCGCUGAGUCCGAGGGUCAUGAAAAGGAUUCCCAUGAUGCAUGA